AUGAGCAGAACUUGCAGGGAGAUUGAGCGCAAUAUCCUACGUCUACUCCAUGGGCGCGAAACCCGAAAGCAGCUCCGUGAAAUCCACGCACAUUUCCUUCGCCAUGGACUUGACCAACUCAAUCAAAUCCUUUCACAUUUCGUCUCCGUUUGCGGGUCGCGAAACAAAAUGGCCUAUGCGAAUCGGGUUUUUAAGCAAACCCAGAAUCCCACUAUAAUCCUCUUCAAUGCAAUGAUUAAAGGGUAUUCUUUAAAUGGACCCUUUGAAGAGUCUUUCCAGUUGUUUUCUUCAAUGAAAAAUCGAUGUAUUUGUCCAGAUGAGUACACGCUUGUGCCUUUGCUUAAGGCGUGUUCGAGUCUUGGUGGGCUGAAACUUGGGAAACGUGUACACAAGGAGGUUAUUGGUGUUGGGUUCGAGGGCUUUAGUGCGAUAAGAAUUGGGGUCGUUGAGUUGUAUAGUUCUUGUGGGGUAAUGGAGGAUGCUAAGAAAGUGUUUGAUGAAAUGUAUCAGAGAGAUGUGAUUGUUUGGAAUUUGAUGAUUCGUGGGUUUUGUAAGAGAGGGGAUGUCGGUAUGGGGUUGUGUUUGUUUAGGCAGAUGAACAAGCGGAGUGUUGUUUCGUGGAAUAUCUUGAUUUCUUGUCUUGCACGAAUUGGGCGAGAUAGUGAAGCUUUAGCACUUUUUCAUGAAAUGAAGAAUUGGGGAUUUAAGCCCGAUGAGGCAACUGUGGUCACUGUUUUGCCUGUUUGUGCUCGAUUGGGUGCUUUUGAUGUUGGGCAAUGGAUUCAUUCUUAUGCAAAAUCAAGUGGGCUUUAUGAAGAUUUUGUGGCUGUGGGCAAUGCUUUGGUGGAUUUUUACAAUAAAUCUGGCAUGUUUGAGACUGCUGGAAGAGUAUUUGAUGAGAUGCCUCGAAAGAAUGUGGUUUCUUGGAACACUAUGAUCUCAGGUCUGGCUUUUAAUGGGAAUGGUGAACUCGGGGUUCAAUUGUUGGAGGAGAUGAUGAAUAAAGGCAUAAGCCCUAAUGAUGCGACAUUUGUAGGAGUUUUAUCGUGUUGUGCUCAUGCAGGGCUAUUCGAACGAGGGAGGAAAUUGUUUGCUUCAAUGGUGGAACAUCAUCAAAUUGAGCCAAAACUUGAACACUAUGGAUGCAUGGUUGAUCUCCUUGGGCGUAAUGGAUGUGUGAGGGAGGCUUAUGAUCUGAUUAGAAGCAUGCCUGAAGGAACUCCAAAUGCAGCUCUAUGGGGUUCCUUGCUUAGUGCUUGCCGUACUCAUGGCGAUGCAGAGCUUGCACAUCUUGCAGUAAAAGAGCUUAUUGAUCUUGAACCGUGGAAUUCUGGCAACUAUGUGUUGUUGUCGAAUAUGUAUGCAGAGGAAGAGAGAUGGGAAAAAGUUGAGAUUGUGAGAGGGAUGAUGAGGGAAAGGAAUGUCAAGAAGACACCAGGGCAGAGUGUUAUUGGAUAA
Dovyalis caffra is the source of this 1458-nucleotide messenger RNA. NCBI's taxonomy places the organism in Eukaryota, Viridiplantae, Streptophyta, Magnoliopsida, Malpighiales, Salicaceae. The record is from the annotation of a GenBank genome assembly.